AUAUCGGACGCCUAUGGCAUAAUUUCUUUUAAUAUAUACUCGGAAUAUGAUAGAAGUGGAAUAGAUCAAAAAAAUGAAUCAGGUCAAAUUUGUGGUGGUGUGUGCUGUAAUUUUUAAUUUGGGCCAUGUCGGAGGUCAGUCUUCGGUAUGGCACUACGAAUGCACCCAAAACUAUUGUCUCAAAACCUUGAUCACCAACGAGACGACGUCACCUCAAAGCUACUCCGUAUGCAACUUGUUAUGCCUGGACGCUGCUGGACUCUGGCCCAAACCGACCGGACAAGUAUCGGUUGCCAACCUAGUUGAAGUUGACGUAGGAAGUUUCUCGAUUAGCCAGUCACAAUCAUCCGCCAUCUCGGAUCUAGUAUCGCAAGCUUUUCAAAAUUUCGUGGACGUGGUGAACGAGCAAUUGCCAGAAAGAUUAGUUUACUUCAGCAAAAAACUCGGCUCCAGCGCGGCCCAGGUUAUAUUCAACAUAACAGAUGUUGAUUCAAGCCGAUUGCUAUUAAACACCGACGAAAGCUACUCGCUAAAGAUUUCCUCUGGUUCAGAUCAGAAUUUGCAGAUAAACAUCGAUUCGGGAAGUUUUUUUGGUGCCCGACACGCCCUGGAAACUUUAAGUCAGUUAAUCGUGUACGACGACAUCAACAAUCAAAUUUUGAUUCCGAGCGAUGUGGUCAUCACGGAUAAACCAAAGUAUCCGUGGAGGGGAGUCUCUGUCGACACCGCUAGAAAUUACGUCAGCGUGGACAUUAUCAAAAAUAUAAUUAAAGGUUUGGCUGCUGCCAAGCUGAAUACUUUUCAUUGGCACAUAACCGACUCAUCUAGUUUCCCAUACGAAUCUAAAUCGUUACCUGAGUUAUCUCAAUUCGGUGCUUAUAGCCAAAGAAAAGUUUACGACGCUGCAUCUAUUCAGGACAUUAUUGACUACGCGACAGUUAGAGGUAUCAGAGUGGUACCGGAGUUCGACGCUCCUGCACAUGUGGGUGAAGGUUGGCAAAAUAAAGGCGUCCUCACGUGUUUCAACAUUCAUCCGUGGCAAAGCUUCUGCAACGAGCCUCCUUGUGGCCAGUUCGACCCCUCUAAACCAGAACUUUAUGACUAUUUGGAAGAGCUCUACGGUGAUUUGUUAGAGCAAUUCGACCCCGAAGUUUUCCAUAUGGGAGGAGAUGAGGUCAGCGUCAGUUGCUGGAAUGCCACCGAAGACUUAGUGGACUGGAUCGUCAACGAGAAGAAUUGGACACUGACAAGGGAUGACUUUAUAGACAACGUCUGGGGUUAUUUCCAGGAGGAAGCGCUGCAGAGGCUUUACCAGAAAGCCGGCAGGGAGAUACCUGUCAUUUUGUGGACCAGCGAUUUAACCGCCUCCGAUAAAGUAACAACCAUUUUACCAGUUGACAAGUAUAUUAUUCAAGUAUGGACUGCCGCGGAUGAUGCCGCCAUUCCGGCGUUGUUAGAUAACAACUACACGUUAAUUUUGAGUAACUUCGACUCUCUUUACUUGGAUUGUGGAUUUUCAUCGUGGGUAGCUACCGGAAACAACUGGUGCUCCCCCUACAAGGGGUGGCAACAGGCCUACAACAACACUCCUGCUAGGAUCGUAGGGGACAGAACUAACCAGGUUCUAGGUGGGGAAGCCGCGAUAUGGACCGAACAGGCUGACUCGGCGUCGGCAGAGGGAAGAAUUUUCCCCAGGGCUUCGGCUUUCGGUGAAGCUCUUUGGACCGAACCUUCGACUACGUGGGCAGAAGCCGAAGAAAGGUUUCUACUGCACAGGGAACGUUUAGUGAGUUUGGGAAUCCUCGCUGACGCACUUGAACCAGAAUGGUGCCGUCAGAAUCAACAAAACUGUGCGAUAGGGGGAAUUUUCAACGCGGCCAAUCCGAGUGAGGAUUGAGUAAAGAGGUUACAUUGGUCUGUAGAGAAUUUGUAAAGAUUUUUCGUUAAUAA
Cylas formicarius (sweet potato weevil) is the source of this 1950-nucleotide messenger RNA. Its product is annotated as chitooligosaccharidolytic beta-N-acetylglucosaminidase-like. Gene Ontology annotation, cellular component: membrane. Bases 74 to 1897 code for a protein of 607 amino acids. Gene Ontology annotation, molecular function: beta-N-acetylhexosaminidase activity. The record is from RefSeq and is a predicted model, not a curated record. Lineage: Eukaryota; Metazoa; Arthropoda; Insecta; Coleoptera; Brentidae. The transcript is spliced from 4 exons. Gene Ontology annotation, biological process: glycosaminoglycan metabolic process; ganglioside catabolic process; carbohydrate metabolic process.